Schistocerca nitens (vagrant locust) is the source of this 702-nucleotide messenger RNA. RefSeq lists its product as uncharacterized. Lineage: Eukaryota; Metazoa; Arthropoda; Insecta; Orthoptera; Acrididae. The record is from RefSeq and is a predicted model, not a curated record. Bases 1 to 702 code for a protein of 233 amino acids. The transcript is spliced from 3 exons.
AUGCCCACUGAAGUCGCAGAUUUGGUCCGCGGCGGGUUCCAGCCGCGCCUUCCGACUUCGCUGCCGCCCCCAGGGCAGCAGCAGCAGCCGUCGUCGCUACCACGCCGACAGCCCGUCCCGUUGAUGCCUCCCGCGCAGCUUCAUCCGGGAGCGCCCCAGGUGGUCGCUCCGGCGCCUGCGGUCCCUCUUCAGUCGCCGCCGCCUUCGGAGCUGAUGGACGUCGACCCAUCAGCCGGGCCGCCUUCCCAAGCGGUGGCUGUGCAGCCUGUCCUGCAGCCGCUUUCCUUGGGCACCCCCAAGGAGUCUGACACCGCAGCGCCUUGUCCGGCGCCCACUCGGCAGCCGUCGACGCAGCGUCAGGAGACGCUGCCUCUCUUCGUGGGUCCCGACGCCCCGUCGCGUCCAGUACCAGAAGCUGCGCCCGUGGUCACAGGCGUGCACCCUGACCUCGGUUUUCAGUCGAUGUUUCCCGAGGCCCCGCGCAGCCAAUGCUGGGGUGCGGGCCGGGGACUGCCACCGACAACAGUCUCCGCCCCGCAGCCUGGGGACGGUGACUCAGGGGGCUGGGGAGGGGAGCGGGGAGCGGCUGCAGGCGCGGCGCUGGUGACGUGGCGCUCGACUUCGCACGGCGGCCGGGCUGCUAAGUGGCGGCGGCCGGCCGGGGUCAGCGCUCCGGCGCCGCCUUCCGCCGCCUCAUGCUGA